AUAUCUUCAAUAGGGGUAUAAGAAAUAUUUGAUAUAUUAAAUUCUUAGCACAUUGUGUGAUGUGCUUGUGAAUAUAAAUGUAUGUUUACAUAUAGUUAGUGUAAAACAUUUACUGUAGGAUGGGUCAGGUGCCAUGGAGACGUACAUACUGGAGCCUAUGACAGAAUAGAAUUCUUUUUCAGAAUAGAAUUCAUUACAUCAUCAAGUUAAAGUCAGUGGGGAGAAGCACUGGAUUUCAUUUGUAAACCAAGACACCGUGAGCGGUCAGCAAGAGCGAGCUACUGCUAGCAAUUAUUUCACAUUUCGAACUUUACAAUCUAUAUUUUACAGCUUUCUCUUUGGAAAGUGUUCCAGUCUCAGAGAGUUGCUUACUUCGUGCCUGCUACAAACACAUCACGACAUGCACCAUGGUCUCCUACCUCAAUCCCACCCUAGUUCUACCUCAGCCACCCCAUUUCUACCCCACAUCCCACCCCAUCCAGCCACCCCAUUUCUACCCCUCAUCCCACCCUGUCAUGCCACCCCAAUACUACCCCUCAUCCCACCCCAUCCUACCACCCCACUUCUACCCCCCACCCUCAGUGAUGAAACAACACCACUCCUUCAUCCCAUCUGUCCAGCAGCAGUAUCCGACGGCCACACCUUCUGGAUUUUAUCACCAUGAUGAGUACAUGUGCAAUGGAGUGUAUUAUUCCACUCCCCAGCCUCCUCAGCACACCUGGCCACUUCUGGCAAAAAAGGAGCUCACGGUGUGUGAAGAUGGCAGUAUGAUCCCUCCUCGGGCUACUGCCACUGACGUGCUCACAUUUGAUGAACAAGUGGCACCUGUGUCCACAUCACCGCAUGUGUCAGAUCUUGAGUGUCAGCUCACCUCCGAUCUGUCUCCUGACCAAAGCAGAGAUGAAGUGUCUCCAUCCAUACCCACAACUCCUUCACCUCUCACAGGGGGUGAGAUUAUGGAGGCAGAGGAGCCCGAGACGUCCACAGCCCCAACUCCUUCACCUCUCACAGGGGGUGAAAUUAUGGAGGCAGAGGAGGCCGAGACAUCCACAGUCCCAACUCCUUCAAUUCCCACUUGGGCUGAGAUUAUGGAGGCAGAGGAGGAAGAGACGUCCACAGCCCCCACUCCUACACCUCGCACAUUGGGUGUGAUUAUGGAGGAAGAGGAGGAAGAGACAUCCACAGCCCCCACUCCUACACCUCGCACAUUGGGUGUGAUUAUGGAGGAAGAGGAGGAAGAGACAUCCACAGCCCCCACUCCUACACCUCGCACAUUGGGUGUGAUUAUGGAGGAAGAGGUGGAAGAGGAGGAAGAGAUGUCCACAGUUCCAACUCCUACACCUCUCACUUGGGCUAAGGUUAUUGAGGCAGAGGAGGCAGGGACCUCCACAGUCCCAACUCCUUCAAUUCCCACUUGGGCUAUUAUGGAGGAAGAUGAGGAAGAGACAUCCACAGCCCCCACUCCUACAGCUCGCACAUUGGGUGUGAUUAUGGAGGAAGAGGAGGAAGAGGAGGAAGAGACGUCCACAGCCCCCUCUCCUACACCUCACACAUUGGGUGUGAUUAUGGAAGAAGAGGAGGAAGAGACAUCCACAACCCCCACUCCUACACCGUGCACAUUGGGUGUGAUUAUGGAGGAAGAGGAGGCAGAGACCUCCACAGUCUCAACUCAUCCACCUCUCACAGGGGGUGAGACUAUGGAGGCAGAGGAGGCCGAGACGUCCACAGCCCCAACUCCUUCACCUCUCACAGGGGGUGAGAUUAUGGAGGCAGAGGAGGCCGAGACGUCCACAGCUCCAACUCCUUCACCUCUCACAGGGGGUGAGAUUAUGGAGGCAGAGGAGCCCGAGACGUCCACAGCCCCAACUCCUUCACCUAUCACAGGGGGUGAGAUUAUGGAGGCAGAGGAGGCCGAGAUGUCCACAGCCCCAACUCCUUCACCUCUCACAGGGGGUGAAAUUAUGGAGGCAGAGGAGGCCGAGACAUCCACAGUCCCAACUCCUUCAAUUCCCACUUGGGCUGAGAUUAUGGAGGCAGAGGAGGAAGAGACGUCCACAGCCCCCACUCCUACACCUCGUGCAUUGGGUGUGAUUAUGGAGGAAGAGGAGGAAGAGACGUCCACAGCCCCCACUCCUACAGCUCGCACAUUGGGUGUGAUUAUGGAGGAAGAGGUGGAAGAGGAGGCCGAGACGUCCACAGCUCCAACUCCUUCACCUCUCACAGGGGGUGAGAUUAUGGAGGCAGAGGAGGCCGAGACAUCCACAGCUCCAACUCCUUCACCUCUCACAAGGGGUGAGAUUAUGGAGGCAGAGGAGCCCGAGACAUCCACAGCCCCAACUCCUUCACCUAUCACAGGGGGUGAGAUUAUGGAGGCAGAGGAGGCCGAGAUGUCCACAGCCCCAACUCCUUCACCUCUUAAAGGGGGUGAGAUUAUGGAGGCAGAGGAGCCAGAGACAUCCACAGCCUCAACUCCUUCACCUUUCACAGGGGGUGAAAUUAUGGAGGCAGAGGAGGCAGAGACCUCCACAGUCCCAACUCCUUCAAUUCCCACUUGGGCUGAGGUUAUGGAGGCAGAGGAGGGAGAGACCUCCACAGUCCCAAAUCCUACACCUCUCACUUGGGCUGAGGUUAUGGAGGCAGAGGAGGCAGAGACCUCCACAGUCCCAACUCCUUCAAUUCCCACUUGGGCUGAGGUUAUGGAGGCAGAGGAGGGAGAGACCUCCACAGUCCCAAAUCCUACACCUCUCACUUGGGCUGAGGUUAUGGAGGCAGAGGAGGCAGAGACCUCCACAGUCCCAACUCCUUCAAUUCCCACUUGGGCUGAGAUUAUGGAGGCAGAGGUGGAAGAGACGUCCACAGCCCCCACUCCUACACCUCGCACAUUGGGUGUGAUUAUGGAGGAAGAGGAGGAAGAGACUUCCACAGUCCCCGCUCCUACACCGUGCACGUUGGGUGUGAUUAUGGAGGAAGAGGAGGAAGAGAUGUCCACAGCCCCCACUCCUACACCUUGCAUAUUGGGUGUGAUUAUGGAGGAAGAGGAGGAAGAGACGUCCACAGCCCCCACUCGUACACCUCACACAUUGGGUGUGAUUAUGGAGGAAGAGACGUCCACAGCCCCCACUCCUACACCGUGCACAUUAGGUGUGAUUAUGGAGGAAGAGGAGGAAGAGCCGUCCACAGCCCCCACUCCUACACCAUGCACAUUGGGUGUGAUUAUGGAGGAAGAGGAGGAAGAGACGUCCACAGCCCCCACUCCUACACCGUGCACAUUGGGUGUGAUUAUGGAGGAAGAGACGUCCACAGCCCCCACUCCUACGCCUCGCACAUUGGGUAUGAUUAUGGAGGAAGAGGAGGAAGAGACCCCCACAGUCCCAACUCCUACACCUCUCACAGGGGGCGAGAUUAUGGAGAAAUAGGAGGCAGAGACACCCACAGCCCCCACUCCUUCACCUCUCACAUUGGGUGAAAAGGCAGCGACAUCCACAGUCCCAACUCCUACACCUUUAACGUGGGCUAAUAUAGUGAAAAAGUUUGCGAGUCCGACUGAGGAGGUUAAAAAGAAGAAGCUCAAAGAGUUCAAGAAGACGCAGACUUCCAGCCAGUGGCUGCCAGAUCAACCAGUGGCUGCCGAAACCAAGAAGUUCCCUGUGGACAAGUCUCGCCACAAAAAAAACACCAAGGUACAACAUUAAAUUCUGGCUGCAGAUCACAGGCCUGAGAGGACAUGCCUUUGUGUCCAUAUUUGGAAAUGUGGGUGUGUCUGUGUGUUUGUCUGUGGAUGGAAAUGUUGGCAUGUCUGUUGGGGACUUUGGAAGUUGAGAACAUCAAAAAGUAUAACUGUGUGUACAUGUUUGUAUAUAUCUCAUAUACAACUGAGGAUACCACAUAUACAACUGAGCAGUUGAGGGGCUGCCAGAAAAGUAUGUUAGUACCCUGAUACUAACAUAACAUAGCUGAUCUGUUUAGAUUUUAGUGUGUAUGUAAUGCUCAUCCUUUGCUUUCUGCACCUCCCUGCUGUCCCCUUCAGGUGAUGAUGGAGAAUGGCCGCUUGAAAGGAAUUGGCUUCAUUCAUUUUUCAUCUUCAAUGGAAGCCAUGGUGGCCAUUAAAGGAGUGAAUGGGAAAAUGUUGGGCAAGAAGCUGGUGCAUGUAGCUCUCUCUAAGAGCAGAGAGGAGUGUAAGCCUUACCUCGCCCAGGAAGUGCAGAGGGCGUUCAGCAAAAUUAUUGAAUGUGUCUAUUCUUAAUAAAUAAAGCACAUUUAGAGACAAUACUUUUGAAUGCAAUAUUAUGAUCUAGAAUAGUGCAAUGAUAAUACAGUUUUGCAAUAAAUUUAUAUACCAAG
This is a messenger RNA of Ictalurus furcatus (blue catfish), 4341 nucleotides long. RefSeq names its product mucin-2-like. The coding region runs from base 408 to 3416 and encodes 1002 amino acids. The transcript is spliced from 6 exons. Lineage: Eukaryota; Metazoa; Chordata; Actinopteri; Siluriformes; Ictaluridae. The record is from RefSeq and is a predicted model, not a curated record.